AUGGAUGAAUCAUCUACUUCAAAUGAAAGACUGAAAAUUUCUAGAAACAAAGAGGGAAAAGUUGAGGUUAAGAGACUUUUAAAGAAAAAUGUUGAAAAUAAUCCAACUGCUUUUAAAAUCUUCAAUUCUGGAAUUAAUAAAAGAUGUAUUGGAGCAACUGACUUAAAUGCUGAAUCUUCACGAUUUCACAUAAUUUUUUCCCUCUAUUUAACUCAAAUUAAAUAA
Messenger RNA from Strongyloides ratti, 225 nucleotides. RefSeq names its product Kinesin, motor domain and P-loop containing nucleoside triphosphate hydrolase domain-containing protein. The record is from RefSeq and is a predicted model, not a curated record. NCBI's taxonomy places the organism in Eukaryota, Metazoa, Nematoda, Chromadorea, Rhabditida, Strongyloididae. Gene Ontology annotation, biological process: microtubule-based movement. Bases 1 to 225 code for a protein of 74 amino acids. Gene Ontology annotation, molecular function: ATP binding; microtubule motor activity; microtubule binding. The transcript has a single exon.